Messenger RNA from Manis pentadactyla (Chinese pangolin), 1784 nucleotides. RefSeq names its product vomeronasal type-1 receptor 2-like. The record is from RefSeq and is a predicted model, not a curated record. Gene Ontology annotation, molecular function: pheromone receptor activity. Gene Ontology annotation, cellular component: membrane. Bases 421 to 1362 code for a protein of 313 amino acids. Lineage: Eukaryota; Metazoa; Chordata; Mammalia; Pholidota; Manidae. Gene Ontology annotation, biological process: G protein-coupled receptor signaling pathway. The transcript has a single exon.
ACACACAUAUAAAAGAACACAACUAGGAAACAGUGUAAUACAGUAGUAAACACUCAUGUCAUUGCAACUAGGCUGCCAGGUUCAAAUCCUGAUUGCACUGCUCUGUAGGUGAGUCACCUGACCUCCUGUGGUUCAGUUCUCUUACUCUGUAGAAGGAGAGUAUUAGUUCCUAGUUCACAGUUGUGAGUAUGAAGUGUUAGAAUAGGGAAAGCAUUAAUAACAUGGUAAGUGCUCUAAAAAGAAACACAUAAAAAUUGGAAAAUCUUUUCAGAAAAGAAAGUAUAUUUUAGAUAUUAAUCCUCAGGGGACAGGAAUGGUAAGUAGACAUUUUAUUUUCCACAAAAAUGUCCUCAACACUCAUGUUUCCAUGCAGAACCUUCUGCUUGUGAAUGUGAGUGUUGAGCCGUGGGAAAUGAGAGCAUGGCCUCUGUGGAUCUGAAAAUAGGAAUGACCUACCUAUCCCAGACAGUCGUUGGAAUCCUGGGGAAUUUCUCACUCCUCUAUAUGUCCCUUUACUUCAGGGGGUGCAGAUCAAGACCCACAGAUUUGAUUCUCAGGCACCUGACUGUAGCCAACUCCCUGGUCAUUCUUUCUAGAGGAGUCCCAGAGACGAUGGCAGCUUUGUGGGGGAAACAUUUUGCCAAUGAUUUUGGAUGCUGUGUUCUGUUAUAUGUUCAUAGAGUGGGCAGGGGCAUGUCCAUUGGUUCCACCUGCCUCUUGAGUGUCUUCCAGGCCAUCACCAUCAGUCCGUGGAACUCCACGUGGGCAGAGCUUAAAGUAAUAGCUCCAAAGUCCAUUGGGUCCCCCGCCAUCCUGUGCUGGGUCCUGCACAUGCUGGCAAACGUGUUUUAUCCUGUUUACACGACUGGUAAAAAGAGCAACAAAAACAUUACAAAGAAAAAUGAUUUUCGAUAUUGUGCUGCGUUUGAUCGUCUCGACAAGGUCACAGGCUCAGUUUAUGCAGCGUUGACGUCUUUCCACGAUGUUCUGUGUUUGGGGCUCAUGCUCGGGGCCAGCAGCUCCAUGGUUUCCAUCCUGCAGAGGCACAAGCAGCGGGUCCAGCACAUUCACAGGACCAGCCUCUGCCCCAGACCCUCCCCCGAGACCAGGGCCAUGCAAAGCAUCCUUCUUCUGGUGACCACCUUUGUACUGUUCUACGCCCUCUCCUCCAGCAUUUAUGUGUAUUUGGCUCUCUUCAGUGUCUCCAGCUGGUGGCUGGUGACCUCUGCUGUGCUAAUUGCUGCAGGUUUUCCAACGAUUAGCCCUUUUGUUCUUAUGAUCAGUGACCCCGGCAUAUCCAGACUGUGUGUGUCUGCAGUGGAAGAAAUAACAGAACCCCCUCAUCUCUUUAGAGAACCGUGAACCGUCCGUCUUGCGCCAUGUUCAGUCAUUGAUAGACUCAGGCCUCAAGAAUCUUAAGAACAAUCAUGAGCCGGUUUCAUUGCAGACAGGGGUGAAGAAGACAGAAGGACACGGCCUGAUAUGUACUGUAUAUAACAAUAGCAUGGUAAAUGAAGUCUUAUGUAAUUAACAUGUAUGUACCUCCACAGUUAUACUUUUAUUAGUGGUUAGAGUGGAGAAGUUCAGAUUCCAUAAACUAGUCCUGAAUCAAUGUGAAGAUACUGGAAAUGUCUUUGAACGUGUAACUUUUGAUCUGAGACUUUCCCAGUCUUAAAUUUUCCCAAGAUGUUCCUGAGCUUGGAAUUGUAAGGACCAUUGCAUAGACAGGAAUAGCAGGUGGGUAGUCCUCCAGGGAACGGGUGGGGUGGGGGGGUGAGGGCAGU